AUGUCAGAAGAACAAACAAAAAUAAGAGAAACCGUACAAGAUGUGCCUGUACAAGAAACAGUAGAUAAGACUAAGAAAGAAACACCUAAGAAGGUUAAAAGAAACCCAUUAACACAUGUAAUAGGAUUCUUAAUGGGGUUGUUCUUUUUAAUGGUAGGAGUUAAGUUUGUUAUGUCAGUAUACUUCCCAGAUUUAAAGUAUGCAGGACAUAACUUUACAAGCUUAAUGUUAAAUGAUGUACACUUUAUUAACAGUACUAAGUAUGAAGCAGUAAAUGCAGAAUAUAAAGUAUCUACCACUGAUUCAUCAAAAGCAUAUUAUGAUAAUUUGCAGCCAUUUGGUGCUAAUACAGUUUCAUUGUCAAUGAGUUAUGUUAAUGAUCAGUAUCCAUUAGACAACAUGGUAGGUAAAUAUCCUUACAAGAUAUUUAAGAAUAACGUUGCUAUUAUGUGCUAUCUUAAAGAGUUUUUGAUACCAAGACAUCUUUUUAUCUCACUUAAUAAACCUCUUAAUCCUUUAGUUCAUACUAGAACUUCAGAAUUAGUGCAAUUUAAGUUAAGAGAAGAUGAUAAGUUUGUAGAAAAUAAUGAUAAACGUCUUGGUGAAGUAACCAAGGCAAUGUUUGAAUUUGUUCGUAAAAUUGAAGAAGAUUACACUAAAAAACUUAAUAGUGGUUUUAGUGAUAAUAGUUUUUUUAUUAAUUUUAAUAAAGAAGGAAAAGUUACAUUAUCUGAAAAGCUAACAGAUGCAAUUAAAGAAUUAGUUAAUGCUAUUAAUAAACAUUAUGUAAAUAUUGCUUCUAAUAGCUUUAAUAGUAGUGAAAAUAGGCAACUCAACGAUGAUGAUGUUAAGGAUUUUAUUAAAUCAUUUGCUAUUGGUUAUCCAACUGCAACUCAAUACUUUGUAUUGAAUAAGUUAUUUUAUUAUUCUUUCUUUAUGAAAAGUGAUAAAAUUUUAAAAUCAAAAAAAUUCAAAAAUUUAGAUGAAAUUAAAAAUAUUGAUGAUGAAAUUAAAAAUAAAGAAAAUGAACUUACACAAGUUGAUGAAAGUAAAAAAGGUGAUAUUAUUCAGAAAAUUAUGAAACUUGAAUUGAAAAAGCAAAAAUUGGUAAAUUCAAUUAUUCAUAGACAAUUUGUUAUUUGUCUAUCAUCUUUGUUUUUUAAUGGAGAAGAUACAAGUUCAAAUGAUUUUAAAACAUCUUUUCCAUUUGUAAAAGAUACGGAUAAGAGAACUGGAUUUUUCAGUAUGAGUAAGUUACGUAGUUUACCAAGCUAUGAUAAAUUUAGUAAAGAUCGUCUUAUGAAAGAAGCAGAGGCUGUUUAUUUACCAGAUGAUGGAAAUUAA
Messenger RNA from Hepatospora eriocheir, 1344 nucleotides. Lineage: Eukaryota; Fungi; Microsporidia; Hepatosporidae. The record is from the annotation of a GenBank genome assembly.